Arctia plantaginis is the source of this 783-nucleotide messenger RNA. The record is from the annotation of a GenBank genome assembly. Lineage: Eukaryota; Metazoa; Arthropoda; Insecta; Lepidoptera; Erebidae.
AUGUCUACUUGGCAAGCGGACAGUGGUAAAAGAGCGUCAUCCCUGCAAAAAAAGUGGAAGAGUUUACGGGAUAAUUAUAUGAGAGAGGUGAAGAAAAUGAAGACUGUCAAAUCUGGAUCAGGAGCUUCCAAAACUUCGACAUAUAUUCAUUAUAAUAGACUACGAUUUCUACAGGCAUCAAUUGCCAACAAAGAUACAGAAAGUAGUUUCGAUGCAGAUAAUGCAUCAACUUCGUCAGAGGUUGCUGAAGUAGAAAUAAGUUCUGGCUUUAAGAGUCCUAAAUCUACUUCAAGAAAAAAACAAAAAUUAAAUCCUGCUGAUGAAAGAUUAGCAAACAUAUUAGAGCAGAGUUUAGCACAGAAAAAUGUGUCGCAUCCAAAAGAAGAUGACGAUGAAGACAAGCUGUUUUGUUUGUCACUCGUUAAAGAGAUUAAAAAAAAUCCGGAAUAUAGGCGACUUCAAACUAAAAUUGCCAUUUAUAAUUUAAUUUUGCAAAACCAAAAUGAAUUUCAAGGACCACAACAACAGACAUAUGAAAAUCAAAAUUACCCGGUACCACAACGAAGAAAUUAUUUAUCACAAGAGCAGCGUCAUCAGUCAUCAGCUUCUGUUGAAGGCUUUCGUUAUCAUGAUUAUAGAUCACAGCAGUCUAGUGUGUCAAAUAAUUUUGCACAUUAUGGUUAUACUACAGCAAUGGGGUCUCCAUCGCCAGUAACACCUACUCCAUCGCCAGCACCAACUAAUGUCAGCAAUGAAUCAGAGUUAGAGUUAUUCUGCGAGUAA